GAAAUGUGCUGACGUGGUGGUGGGCGGAGCCUCGGCUUAGCUUGUCGAAGUCAGCCUUCAACUUCACCGGUGAACGUCGUCGCUUCCACGGCCGAAACCGAGCUGAGGUCAGCGGGACAGACGCUGGAGGGAGCAGCGGCCCACAGGUGCGCUAACUGGCCCGACGGAGAGCGUUACGACUUCCUGUCAGAACCGAGCCGGAGCGAGGUGAGCCUGGGGAGCGUCAUGGGGAAGAGAAGGGUUCCGGACCUGUACAGGUCUCCGUUUCCACUGUACGCCGUCAGAGUGGACCCGUCCACGGGGCUGCUGAUCACAGCUGGAGGAGGAGGAGCCUCCAAGACGGGGAUCAAGAACGCCGUGCAUUUCCUGGACCUACAGCUGGAGGGGGAUCAGCAGUAUAGCGCCACGCUGCUUCACGCUCAUGAUACGGACACGCGAGCCACCAUGAACAUGGCUGUGGGCGACGGUGUGCUUGCUGCCGGGCAGGACGGGACCUGCUGCCUCCUGACCUUCAAAGUCUGCUCUCCGAAGCAGAGAGGAGCUGCUCAGAGUGAAGGAAACGACUCGCAGAAAGGAAGUGUCCGGCAGCGAGAUGUGAAGCGGCGCGCAGGUGAGGAGGCGGAGCCUGGAGGGCGUGGCUCAGACACGAGAGCAGAGACCCCGAACAUCGUUGUGACCCACCUGGCUGAUGUGCAGUCGGACCUGAACCCCCAGGAGCCGCUCCAGAAGGUGGUCCGGUUCAGUCCUGACAAGAGUCUGCUCCUGACUGGAGGCACCGAUGGACAUGUCCGUGUGUGGGAGUUCCCGUCUCUGAAGAAGAAGCUGGACUUCAAAGCGCACGAAGGCGAGAUUGAAGACUUGGAUCUGAGUCCUGGGAAUAAGCAUCUUGUGACUGUGGGCCGGGACUUUGCGUGCAGCGUGUGGAGUGGUAACCAGAUGGCUGCAGCUCUGAACUGGGAGGAAACCACGCCCCAAGUGGCUCCAAAGUCUCACAGAUAUUUGGCUUGCAGGUUUGGGAGGGUGGAGGACCAGAAGGAUGCUCUGAGGCUUUACACAGUCCAGAUCCCUCACAAACGAAGCCGGAAACCUGCAGCCUGUUACCUCACCAAGUGGGACAGCAAAAGCUUCCUGCCCAUGCUGACGUCUGCCUGCGGCGUGGAGGUCUUCUCCUGUCUGACCGUCAGCGACUCCGGGACGUUUCUGGGUCUUGGGACGGUGACAGGAUCUGUGGCGAUCUACAUCGCCUUCUCCCUACAGAGGCUGUAUUAUGUCCAGGAAUCCCACGGCAUCGUGGUGACGGAUCUGGUCUUCCUGCCCAACACCCUGAAGGGCAGGAGCAUCAAGGGCACCAACGAAGCCGUCAUGCUGAGCGUGGCUGUAGACAGUCGCUGUCAGGUGCACGCUGUUGCCCGCCGCAGAGAUUUCCCCGUCUGGCUGCUCCUCUUCCUCUGCGGGCUGCUGGUGGUGGCAGCCGUCCUCCUCCUGCAGCACCUCUUUCCUGGGCUGCUUUAGGCGGAUGCUGACGCUGGCGGGGUUUGGACUUUGCCGUCAGGUGCAGCUCUGCUAGACGUCCUGAUCUGCUCAGUGGUCUCAGGGCAGGAGCGUUGGUGAUUUGACCUGUCUGGCCCUAAAGGUCACUGCAGGCUCGACCUUGAUGUUCCCCACAGAAAAAUACAUGUUUGUACAAACGUGGAGCAGGAGGUUUACACAACUGUUUGUAAAACCACACAACCGAACGGCUGCCCGCUCUCCUCUGACUUGUCUGAAUGAAGCAGCAUUAAUGUUUGUGGUCGGGAAGCAGAAAAAACUGAAUGAGACUAAAAGCUCUAAAUCCUCCUGAUUUUAUGAAUUUUAACUUUCAAAUUCGUUUUCUACUGAGAAGAUGCAUAAAGGUGGUGACGGCACAGGUCUCUGAGAAAGGUGUUCGGGGUUCUAGCAACACGAAAACGGUGUCUAUGGUGUCGUUACGGAAUGAUGGGAUGCGGCUUUAGCAGAAAUGUCAGCUCUUCAGGGCCUCUCCUAGUCUGAGACCAAGAGAUGCCAGAAGAUGACGCUUCCCUUCAGCAGAUGUUUGUCUCUAAAUCCUCGAACUCCUGAAAGAUGGUUUCUGUUCACACGCUCAGAAUUGAUGUGAGGAUCGCUGCGGCGACCCCGAAGGGAUGUGGCGAAAGGUGAACAUCAAUCCUGCUGAGCCGAGGAGAAAAGCUUCAGUUAGAGCCUGAGUGACAGCAGCUGUUUCCAUCACACGCAGAAAACCUCACCAUAAUUCUACAAAUGUUUAAAAAACACAAUUACACUGUUUCCAUUAAAUUAUCAUUAUGUGAAUAAACACGAACCGACUCACGCGAUAAGUCAUUCGGAUGUGAUCAAUACUUUGACAGCAGAUACAUUCAGAUUUCUGUAUUUUCUAGCGCUCAUCUAUCAUCUAACAAAGGAGACGUCUGCUGUGGAUCCAACAUUUCCACACGACACGCUCAACGUCUGAUGAGCUGUGUAGCUGCAGGACCUCUGGUGGCGGCUGCUGUUCAAUAAGCGCAACGCCAUCCGCCAUCAUUACAGUUUUGAAUUUCGACAUGUCUCAAAAGCAUCUCCUCCAAGCGUGAGAACUUUUUUCCCCCCCGAUAAAUGCCAUUUUUUUUUCCGAAAUAGUCGUGUUUCCAUGAGGCGGAUGCCUCAUCGCAAAUCCAAUCUGCACAAUUCCGUGGUCGGUGGAAAGGCAGUUAAUAGUGAUGAUGAUGAUGAUGAUGAUGUGGCACUUUGACCACAGGUCAGCUCUCAGUGAAGAAAGAACGAUCAUUUGGAAAUAAAAAUGCAUCCAGAGAAUAAUUCAUUGUAACAAAUAAAAGGUAAGAAAUGG
This is a messenger RNA of Oryzias latipes (Japanese medaka), 2857 nucleotides long. RefSeq names its product prolactin regulatory element binding (gene preb). Lineage: Eukaryota; Metazoa; Chordata; Actinopteri; Beloniformes; Adrianichthyidae. The record is from RefSeq and is a predicted model, not a curated record. Gene Ontology annotation, biological process: endoplasmic reticulum to Golgi vesicle-mediated transport. Gene Ontology annotation, molecular function: guanyl-nucleotide exchange factor activity; protein binding. Gene Ontology annotation, cellular component: endoplasmic reticulum membrane.